AUGGAAGUCAACCUGAGUAUAACCAACACCUCAGGGUUUCAAGUGUCUGAGUUCAUCCUGAUGGGGCUCCCAGGCAUUCACAGCUGGCAGCACUGGCUCUCCCUGCCCCUGGCUCUGCUCUACCUCUUAGCCCUUGGUGCCAACAUCCUCAUCAUGACCACCAUCCACCGUGAGCCAACCCUGCACCAGCCCAUGUACCAGUUCCUUGCUAUCCUGGCCUUAGUGGACAUUAGUCUGGCCACCACCAUCAUGCCCAAGAUUCUGGCCAUCUUCUGGUUUGAUGACAGGGCCAUACGCGUCCCUGAGUGUUUUGCUCAGAUGUAUGCCAUCCACUGGUUCUUCUUCAUGGAGUCAGGCAUUUUCCUCUGUAUGGCAAUAGACUGAUACAUAGCCAUCUGUCACCGUCUUCAAUAUCCCUCCAUAGUCACGGAUACUUUCAUGGUCAAAACCACAGUAUUCAUGGUACUGAGAAAUGGUUUGGUAACAAUCCCAGUGCCCGUACUGGCUUCCCAGAGACACUACUGCUCCAGGAAUGAGAUUGACCACUGCCUCUGCUCCAACUUGGGGGUUAUCAGUCUGGCCUGUGAUGACAUCACUGUGAACAAAUUUUACCAACUCUUCUUAGCAUGGAUCCUGAUUGGGAGUGACAUGGUUCUUGUAUUUUCUUCCUAUGCCCUAAUCCUGCGCUCUGUGCUGAGACUGAGCUCAGCAGAAGCCAUGUCCAAGGCUCUGCGCACCUGCAGCUCCCAUCUCAUCCUCAUCCUCUUCUUCUACACAGGGAUCAUUGUGCUGUCUGUCACACACCUUGCAGAGAAAAAGGUUCCCCUGAUCCCUGUGCUCCUCAACGUGCUGCACAAUGUCAUCCCCCCUGCCCUCAACCCCAUGGUCUAUGCGUUCAGAAUGAACGAGCUCAGACUGGGCUUUCAGAGGCUGCUUGGCUGA
Tupaia belangeri chinensis (Chinese tree shrew) is the source of this 942-nucleotide messenger RNA. RefSeq names its product olfactory receptor 56B4-like. Gene Ontology annotation, molecular function: olfactory receptor activity; G protein-coupled receptor activity. Gene Ontology annotation, cellular component: plasma membrane. Lineage: Eukaryota; Metazoa; Chordata; Mammalia; Scandentia; Tupaiidae. The record is from RefSeq and is a predicted model, not a curated record. The transcript has a single exon. Gene Ontology annotation, biological process: G protein-coupled receptor signaling pathway.